AACAAAAAUCUCUUUCAUUUUCUCUCUCUUGAAACCCUAAUCCUCUCACUUUCUCUCUCUAGAAAUGGCUUCCUCCAAAACCCUUGCUCCCUGUUUGGCUCUACUUCUGCUUUUCGUGAUCAGCUUCUCAGAAGCAAAAGACUUCCAUAUCGGUGGGAGGAGAAGCUCCUGGAAAAUCCCAUCUUAUCCAAACGAGUACAAUCAUUGGGCUUCCAAAAAGCGCUUCCAAAUCGGCGAUUCCAUCGAUAUGAAGUACGAUGGAAAAGUUGACUCGGUGCUGGAAGUGAGCGAAGAAGACUACAAGAACUGCAACAAAUCAAACCCUAUCAAAACGUACAACGAUGGAAACACGAAGAUAACGUUCGAUAAAUCGGGCCCGUUCUACUUCAUCAGCGGCGCCGAAGGCCACUGCGAGAAGGGGCAGAAGAUCGAGAUUAGGGUUAUUACUCCCAAGCACGUCACUUCUCCUCCGGCGGCUCCACAGCCUUCUCCCGCGGCGGCGGGUGAUAGCAUCCACCAUGUUCCGGCUCCGGCGCCUCACCGUGCCGCCGCUGCUGCACUGAAUGUCGGGUUUCUGAGCGGUGUUUUUGCGGCGGUCGGAGUUUUCUUGGCUUUGUUUUAGAAGUACUGUUGUUGUUUCAGUAAAAUUUGAUGUUACAGACUGUUGGUCAAAUUCAAGAAUUAAUUUAGUUUUGGAAAUUCUGUUCUUGUUUUUAAUAUUUUGUUGUGAU
Molecule: messenger RNA, 731 nt
Organism: Erythranthe guttata (spotted monkey flower)
Lineage: Eukaryota; Viridiplantae; Streptophyta; Magnoliopsida; Lamiales; Phrymaceae
Product: early nodulin-like protein 14
Cellular component (GO): plasma membrane
Molecular function (GO): electron transfer activity
Source: RefSeq, a predicted model, not a curated record